Molecule: messenger RNA, 3279 nt
Organism: Sinocyclocheilus grahami
Lineage: Eukaryota; Metazoa; Chordata; Actinopteri; Cypriniformes; Cyprinidae
Product: L3MBTL histone methyl-lysine binding protein 3
Exons: 19
Coding region: 212-2440 (742 amino acids)
Biological process (GO): negative regulation of DNA-templated transcription
Cellular component (GO): nucleus
Molecular function (GO): zinc ion binding; chromatin binding; histone binding
Source: RefSeq, a predicted model, not a curated record
GCACAUACAAACCUUAACUAAAUCAGAAUUUUACUUUGUUUCUCUGUAGUAAAAACACACAAAGUGUGUAUAGAUGAAGUACAAAGAGCACAGAAGAGUUUCAGUGUGGUUUGUAAUGACCUUCAGUGGUAUAUUUUGAAUAAGGCUCAUAUAUCUGGCGGUUGUGUGGGUUAUUAUGCGUUGUUUUUCAGAUUAGCUGUGUGCGGGUGUGAUGGAGUCGUCAGGCCCGAGCACAGCCGCUCCAGAGUUUGACGUGUACGGGGCGAUGGACUGGAAAGACGGAGUAGGAACACUGCCUGGCAGCGAGCUCAAGUUCCGGGUGAAUGAGUUUGGGGUCCUGGAGGUCAUAACGGACGAGAUGGAGGAGGAGAGGGGCAAGAAAGCUCACGCCACCACCACAUGGAGCGUCCCCACUGCACAAGAGGCUCUCUCUGAGGGGCCAGUCUCAAAGGAGACGGCGUGGGCUCAGCGAGGCCUGGUGUGUGUCCGCUGUAACAGGAAGGGCUCCGUGGUGGACUUCCUGUCUGACGGGCUUCACUGCAGCGAGCGCUGUCUGCAGCAGGAGCAGCAAGAAGAGCUGAAGAGAGAAGGCUGCAGAACAAACGGAGAGGCGCUCGGGAGGAAGAGACUCACUGAAGACAUGGACAGCUCGAUGGAGAUCGCCGAGGAGGACGAUGAAGACUACGAAGAGAAAGAAAGCAGGCGACCGGCACGUGGGGCGACGAGAGGCCGCAAGAAACGCAGAGGAGACGCAGCGCUGCUCAGAUACACGGUUCCGUACGGAGGCAAGAAGAAGGCGUGGUGUUGGGCCUCGUACCUGGAGCAGGAGAGAGCCGUCGCUGCCCCCAGUAAACUCUUCAAAGAGUAUCAGUCAUUUCCACAGUGUAAGAAUGGCUUUAGGGUUGGCAUGAGACUGGAGGGUAUCGACUCUGAACACCCUUCCAUGUACUGCGUCCUUACCAUCGCUGAGGUGUUAGGACAUCGAAUCAGACUGCAUUUUGAUAAGUAUUCAGACUGCUAUGACUUCUGGGUAAAUUCCAGCUCUCCUGACAUUCACCCAGUGGGAUGGUGCGAGAAAACCGGACACAAGUUGCAUCCACCGAAAGGGAUGAAGGAUGAAGAGUUCAGCUGGUCCUCCUACUUCAAACUAAAUAAAAUACAGACCGCACCCAAAGCCCUGUUUCAGAACCAGAACAUGACCGUGACGCCGUCAGGGUUUAGGGUCGGUAUGAAGCUGGAGGCCAUCGAUAAGAAGAAUCCCUCGUUCAUCUGCGUCGCCACGAUUACAGACAUGGUGGAGAGUCGAUUCCUGGUGCACUUUGACAACUGGGAUGAAAGUUAUGACUACUGGUGUGAUGCAACAAGUCUUUAUAUCCAUCCGGUUGGCUGGUGUCAAGAGAACGGCAGGACCCUCACCACCCCUCCAGGUGACAAUAUGAAGUUGGAGGUGGUCGACAAGAGGAAUCCUGCUCUGAUCCGAGUGGCCACAGUGGUUCAUACGGAUGACCAUCGACUGCGGGUCCAUUUUGAUGGCUGGACAGAAGAAUAUGAUUACUGGAUCGAUGCAGACAGCCCAGAUAUUCAUCCUGCCGGGUGGUGCGCCAAAACCGGACAUCCACUGCAGCCGCCCAUCACUCCUCGGGACAUGUUUGAGACGUCUGAGCAGGGCGGCUGUCCCACGCCAGGCUGUAAGGGAGUGGGUCACAUCAAAGGAGCCCGCUACUCUGGACACCACAGUGCCGUGGGUUGCCCGUAUUCUGACAUCAACCUGAAUAAGGACUCGGUUCUGCCGGAUCGCUUGAGCGGAGAGAUGCCGGGAAGCGGAGUGGGUCGGCCACGCAGAGCAGAACCAAGCGCAGAGAUUUCAGCUGACGCUAAUGACAAACCCGUCACCUCUGCCCCAUCACACCCGGAGAAACCCAGCACGGCAAGCGCUGCCAUGGAAACGCCGCCAAAGAAGCCCGUUGGCACGGAGACCAAGCGAAGGGUUGGUCGGCCCUGUAAAGUUCGGAAGGUCGAGGAGCUGCCGCAGGAAGAGGAAGUGGAGAGUGAGGUGUCAUCAGUCACCGAAACCAAAGAGCUGACUCUACAGCAGGCUUUGCACCAGUCUGUAUUCAUGCCAUGUUCCAGCCCAUCUCCCAGCAUGCCUCACUGCUGGGAUCAGCACAGCAAGCUCCUUCCAACAGUGGCUGGCAUCACGGCCAGUAAAGUGGCAGCGUGGAGCGUGGAUGAGGUGAUCGAGUUUAUCCAAGGACUUCCAGGCUGCAAGGAGCAAGUGCGCACCUUCAGAGAGGAGCACAUUGAUGGCGAGGCCUUCCUGUUAUUGACUCAGGUGGACCUGGUGAAGAUCCUCAGCAUUAAACUAGGGCCGGCUCUCAAAAUAUACAACUCCAUACUAAUGUUUAAGACCACAGAAAACUCUGCCUGUAACGAACUCUGACCAGACAGACCGACAGCCAAGAGUUCAGAACUGCUUCAGUCAAAGGGCUCAUCAUGAAGAUUCAUACAGUACACACCACACUAUUAUGCAUGACCAACACGAUGUAGAUAAUGUCCGAAUGAGCAGGAUAAACACAUAUAAUGACAUUCAGAAUUCAUUCAGACAGACAGCACAAGAACGUCUCUGCGCUGUCAGUAAUAAUCAUAUUUGUACGCACUUAUUAACUCACAUGAUGAUUUCAUGUAGUCCCCUUUCAUCAUAGUGUCGGGGAGAAUGUAUAUUUUACUGAGGAGUUAUGGGAGCUAAAUUCAGGUGCUAAACGAAUGCAGUUACAUGCACUGAAGAGCCGCACAAUGUCUGCUUUUGACUCUCGUUGUUUCCGUUACAACUCCUUUAAUUCAUAGCUGUAGAUAAUUUAAGUGUUUGGAAAGGGUUCUGGAUGGAGGACUAGCAGAAUGGGGUUUGAAUAUCAGAGCAUUAGAUAAACACACGGAUCCUCUUUGAUUGUUUGUUUCCAGUGUGCUGUGAUGCCAUAUUAAUGCAUCAUGCCACAGUCCUUCAUUACGGUUACAGUCAUGGAUUUUAUGAGUGGAGACUAAAGUAGUAGGGUAGUGCUCUUUCUUUAUUUGUUUUGAUACAAUGGAUGUAGAAAUGGAGAACGGAGAGUAAAACUACACUCAAGGCACAAAUAAUAAUUGUGAGAGCCAUAUUGGUAUUUUCUAAUAGAAUGUAACUUAAUAUUCAGAAUGCCUUCGUGUGCACAGUGUAAGAAGAAAAGUGUCAUUUUUUAUUAAUAUACAAACGUGAGUAUUAAUUUUAUUUCUGUUGCUGAGGUAUGC